AUGAAGAGGAAAGGCAUGACCAACCAGAGGCAGAGAGUUUGUGGUUUCAGCGAGCAGUUGCUUCAUUGUCGUGCAGUGGCAAAUACCCCUGAUAGGGACGAUUGGAUGACAACGAGUAGAAAAGUCGGCGGCACCGCACCAGUAAAGGUGCCCCGUUUUUCUUCACCAAUUGUUACCGCGAAAGUGGGGAGGAGUAACUUAUCUCCUAGUGAUUCAGACAAUUCUUCGAAUGCGGCAACUGCAGGUUCAGACUAUUCGCGGAUAGGCGAUCUCUGCAUGCCACCAGAAGGCAUCAAAGCCGUUACGACAGCGGUUUCAACUGAUCAUCAUGCAAAUGACACCGGAAAAACAAGUGUGCGAAAGCACAGUCAACGAGCGCAUUGGGAAGAUGAACAAUUCCUGCUUCGUUCCAGAGUGGCGCCCACACGAUGGGCACUUCAUGCACCAGCCGAAUUCACUACAGCAACAGACAUGUCUCCGUCCCUUUGUUCCGCAUUUCGGUGGUAUACUGAUGAGGUCGCUGCAGCAAUGACGUCACAAAGUUGCGAGGAAGGGUCCUCAGUGCCGCAAGAAGGUUCUCGAGCAUAUGACUUUAUAAAAUUGCGUCUCUUCCCCACAGAUAGCGUCCUUUCACUAGCCAGCGGUGAAAUCAAGCGGGAGCAAACUGCGGCUAGCACCGCUUUGGUUUGGUUGCUUCAGCAACAACGAGAGGUUGCAGCGACAGCAUUGCUGAUGGGCUUCAGCUUCCUGCUAGGACUCCAACGGUACGACCAGUCUUGGAAAAACGCUCUUGAGGUGCCAAUAACGGCAUUGCAGUUGCUGGCGAAUCACGCGUUUGCGCUCAACGAGCAGGGCAGUGGCAAAACCAUUAGUGACCUGACGGCGCGAGACCACCUCCUUUUUAUGAGUGCCUGCCUCCUAAUAAGUUGGAAAUACGCAGACGUCAACGCGGAUGUUGAGGAUCUCGUUACCAUACUGGAUAAGCAUUUCUUCGAUCAACACGUGUUUAGUUCUAGCGAAGUGUUGCGACUGGAGGCAGUUGUGCUAAAGUCAACAGGCUUAUACGUGGCUCCACCGCGGUGGUGGCGAGUUGCCAUUGAACUUUUGGCAGCCGCGCAUGCGGAUGAGGAGGAGUGGGCUCUGCGUGUGGGUCACUCCCGUCGCGACAACGGUUUCGCGAGAGGAGUUCAUUCAUGCUACGAAACAAAGCUUCAGCAGUUGCUGAUAUCCAGUGAACGUGUCUUGCUAUUUUUGAUGGACGAAACUGAAGGAGACGACUCGCAGAACCCAGUUGGCACCCCUUGGGGUGAAACUGAUUCUUGUCUGAGGGAAUGCCGCAGGGAACCGAUAUUUCUCGAAGAUGUACGCCAACCUCAUGAGGUGCGAGGAACCUUGUGUCAAUGGCUUCAACAUCAUCCUCUUUUCGGUGCGGCACUCGCGGUUGCCAGCAACGCCAUCACGUGUGGGUGGGCGGCUGCUCACAUUGGUCCAGCGGCAGCAGGGAGUAAUCGGACCCCGCUGCGUGUAGCAGAUACCACGGCGCAGCGUGAAAUGUUGGCGAUGGCUGCAGUGCUGGUGAGGGAUGUGUUCCAUCCCCCGUCAACACAGUGA
Messenger RNA from Trypanosoma brucei brucei TREU927, 1611 nucleotides. RefSeq lists its product as hypothetical. The transcript has a single exon. Lineage: Eukaryota; Euglenozoa; Kinetoplastea; Trypanosomatida; Trypanosomatidae. Bases 1 to 1611 code for a protein of 536 amino acids. The record is from RefSeq and is a predicted model, not a curated record.